GGUCAGGACAUCAAUAUGAUGCUGAGAAAACGGUCAUGUAUUUCUUCCGUCACAGACAAGGAUUGCUCUUUCGUCGCAGGUCUGUUUUUUUCUCUAGUGUUGAUUUACCAGGUUGUGACGUGGCUGAGGUCACGCAUGCGUGUAGGCGACUACGACAAGAAGCACGUGCUUGUGACAGGUUGCGACACGGGCUUCGGCUGUCUCCUCGUUAAACGCCUCGACGUGUUAGGGUUCCGAGUGUUUGCCGCCUGUCUGACGUCACAAGGGGCGGAGAAACUGCAGGCAGCGAGUUCUUCUCGCGUCACCACGUUGGUGCUUGACGUCACAGACGAGAAGAGUAUCAGCGCCGCCAGAGACUUUGUGGCAGCCAGUCUGCCGGAGGGUCAAGGUCUGUGGGGUGUUGUGAACAAUGCGCGGCAUCGUCGGUCCUGUCGCUUCCCAGCGAAUCAUAAGAUGUCAGGAGCUAACCGACUGUCGCGUCAUUCGGGAGCAACAGUAUCAGAUGACGUGUAUAGGUGGAUUGCUGUCUGUCUGCCAAGAAAGCUAGCUUCUUGCAAGUUCUCCAGUAUCGUCACAUCUAUUUAUUUAGUAUAUGUUUAUAUUUUUCAGGAUUGCAUCUUCGUAGCACAACUGUUUCUUGCUUUAGUGUUAAUUUACCAGCUGGUGACAUGGCUCAGGUCACGAUUACGUGUCGGUGACUACGACAAGAAGCACGUACUUGUGACAGGUUGUGGCAACGGUUUCGGCUAUCUCGUCGCUAAACGCCUGGACGUGUUAGGGUUCCGAGUGUUUGCCGCCUGUCGCACGUCACAAGCGGCGGAGAAACUGCAGGAAGAGAGUUCUUCUCGCGUCACCACGUUGGUGCUUGACGUCACAGACGAGAAGAGUAUCAGCGCCGCCAGAGACUUUGUGGCCGCCAGACUGCCGGAGGGUCAAGGUCUGUGGGGUGUUGUGAACAAUGCGGCCAUCGCUGGUCCUAAUGCUCCCAGCGAGUGGGUGUCACGUGAUGGGUAUCAGACAUGUCUGGCGGUCAACCUGUUUGGUCUGAUUGACGUCACUCGGACUUUCCUGCCGCUCGUGCGUCGCGCGCGAGGACGUGUUGUGAACAUCUCGAGCGUGUCGGGAAGAAUUGCCGUGGGCCCCUCUCCUUACUGCGUGUCUAAAUACGGCGUGGAGGCUUUCUCCGACUGUCUUCGGAGAGAAGUGUACAGACAGGGUGUACAGGUGUGCAUCAUAGAAACUGGCCUCUUUAAAACAAAUAUCAAUAAACAGGAUAUUUCAUUCAAGUCAUUUAAGAUGUCCUACGAUGCCACACCUGCUGAUAUCAGACAACAUUACCCAGACUGGACAGUGGAAGCAUUUAGCAAGAUGAUCACCAGAGCCUCUGCCAUUAUUUCGCCGAAGCUGCACCUGGUGGUGGACGCCUACGUCUUGGCUCUGACGUCACGGUUCCCGCCGACAAGGCAGCUGGUGGGCAGUGACGUGCGUCUGUUCUACCGCCUGCUGUGGAACUUGCCUACGCCCCUCACCGACUGGAUUCUCGUCAAAUUAUUAGAGUCAGCUGCACACUAAUAGCAAAGACCUAGUCUACUUUGACAUCAAACAGUAAUGCUACAAACAUACAUAUGAUUAAACUUUCCCUCACACAUCAAGAUACUUAAAUCUCCAAUGAAAUCUUACAUAUCCGUAGAAUAAUUUAUUAAUAAGCAUACGUGCUUUCCUAUUUGAUGUUGAAGUUUUAUUUUAAGGUUGACAUGAUGAAAAUACAUAUGAUUCACACAAAACUACGAAACUGAAUAAAUAAAAAUAUUUGCUUUCCAAAA
Molecule: messenger RNA, 1823 nt
Organism: Pomacea canaliculata
Lineage: Eukaryota; Metazoa; Mollusca; Gastropoda; Architaenioglossa; Ampullariidae
Product: short-chain dehydrogenase/reductase family 9C member 7-like
Exons: 10
Coding region: 16-1572 (518 amino acids)
Source: RefSeq, a predicted model, not a curated record